CAUUCACACACCAGCAUACACAGAUGGAGGCUACUCAGUCUUGACAAAGCGUGGAGACCGUAGAAGCUUUGCUGGACACGAGGACCUGAAGGAAGAGAAGGAUAAGAAAGGAGAGAAGGAGAGGGGGAUAAUAAUGGAGUGCAAGGAGAAUGUGAUCCACUACCUCAGCUGGGGGUUCAUCGUCGGUGGGGUGGCGUAUCUCCUUCGGCAGACCAGGACCCAGACCCAGUACGGACGCUACGUGACCUCGGAUGGGACCCCAGGGAGGACCUGCCCUGCCAAGCUGGCCUGGUUCCUCCAGGAGCUGCCUUCUUUCCUGGUGCCCAUGCUCCUUCUGCUCUCCACCGACACACAGCCCAGCCUGGGCAAAGACUUGCUUCUCUGGACCUUCUGUCUGCACUACUUCCAAAGGUAUGUGUCCACAUUAGCCUGGUCCCCACUUGGCUAGACGGCAGAAUUAGGUCUGUGAUGGUGGGACCAGACAUGUCCACAUACCAACUUGCAAUGGAGUCUGGAAUCUUUUAACUCAUAAAUCAGCUGAAACACACGGACAACGUUUUUUGGGCAACAGCAGUCAUUUCACUUAAAAGGUGUUGAACAUAUGUCUUUGCCUCCUACACAGUUGAUCUUUGUGUGUGCAAUACAAAUGCAGGCCAUUCAAUGAAAAGAGUCCCCUAUUCACUAUUUUGAGUGAAGACUAGAGGGACAUUCCACGCCCCGGUAAAAGAGUGAGGCUUAGACUCAGAUUUGUAUCUUUAAAUGUAUGAUGGUAUAAACAGAAAAAAACAAUCUGUUACAAAACUUUGCAUUUGCAUUGUACUUCAAGUAAAUUUUUUUGUACAAUUUCCAGUGGAAAUUGUAGAAAUUAAGCCUUGUGCAUAUACCGUAAUUUUCGGACUAUAAGCCGCGCCUUUUUUCCAAUUUUUCGACCCUGCGGCUUAUAUAACGGUGCGGCUAAUCUAUGGAUUUUUACAGCUAACGGCCACUAGAAGACCUCCUAAAUCUAUGGAUUUUACAGGUUACAGUCCACCAAUUUUAACUCUAUGGGCUCUAUGACCGGUCCGCGCCCCCCACCUUUAAGCGGCGGGCUCCGGCAGGAAAAGCUGGAGGCCGGAAAAGAGUGAGGUAGCGCACAAAAGUAAAAGUGGAACCAAGAGUGGUACGAGAGACAGAACGAGAGACAGAACGACAGCAAGACAGACAGACAUUAUGAGAGCGAGACAGUUUGUCUCUUUCCCGACAAUCCCCUCUGUGCACGAACCCUUACAUAUGGUAAUUAAACAUUAAAACACCUGCGGCUUAUAGUCCAGUGCGGCUUAUAUAUGUACGCAUCAUUCAAUAUCAUUCAAUGUAGCUGCUGCGGCUUAUACUCCGGUGCGCCUUAUAGUGCGGAAAAUACAGUAGUUGUAUGGUUUGUUUAACUUUGCAAUUAUUUUUUGAGUCUCAGCGUCACUCUGCAUGGUCACUAUUAAGAGGUCAUCCUGCCUGGUUUCCUAAUAAGGGGAUGAAUCACAUUCAACAGAACAUGACUAAUUUGGUUGGUAAAUGUCCUCAUUCUGGAGGUUCCAUGUAUGCCACUGUUCUGAAUUGUGUCAUUUGAAAAUGAAAGUAAGAAAUCUCAGCAACGGAACUAUUUUGUAACUCAAUUAAGCAUGAAAUCUGACUGCUGAUAGACUGCCGAUAGGUACUUAUCACAGUAGGAGACCAUUCCAUCUCUUUCUUGAAACAAAAUAUGUAAUGUGCGCCUAGACAUGCAGACCAUACUUGCUUCAAAGUUACAGAAAGCUACUCGGCUCUGCCUCGUCGUCCAUUAUUUCCGAGAUAAUGUACAGAACGUCAGCGUUUAUUCCUUACGUAUACCCACUUUUUUUUGUGAGCACUUCUUACUACGAUGCGUAUCAAAGUAGUGUAGCGGAGGUAUACGUCAUAUCAAUUAAUAAGACUGAUAGAACAGAUCAGAAUGUUAGAUCCAAAUGUUUUUUUUUUUUUUUUUUUUAGGGGGUAGAUCAGCUUUAAUAUUGCAUCUAGAUUGUAACUUCCAUCAAUGUAAUUGUUUGCAUCACUUCCAAUCCCCCAUAUGUUUUUUUUCUUCUCGCAAAUAUAUAUAUACACAUACAUACAAUCACAUACAUAUACAUAUCCUUUUACUUUCCAACCCCACCACCCCUUCCCUAAUUGGAGUAAACUAGUGAACAACAAUGCUUAGACCUCUACUUCCAGCUUAUACAUACUAUAUACAUUUUAUGGACACAGUCAAUUUUACAAUAAUUCUUUUUUGUUUGUUUUUACUCCUGAACUUCCUUUACUCUCAACCUCUCUGAUCAUUUUCAUGAUGUCCAUCCGGUUUGCUUCUAUAUGCCAUAUCUUUCUAACUGUGCUCUUUCACAAAAGCUCUCAACCUAUAACCUAUAUACUUAUUAUGGACACAGUAUGCUUACAUUAUUAGUUAUCUUGUUGUUAUUAGUUGUUAUUAGUCCAAUCCUUCAACUCCAUUCAACACCACCCAUCUAUCUCUUAACACCAUCCAUAUUGGAUUUCUAUUUGCGAUAUAUUUUUCAACUGUACUGUGAUGUUUUACAAAAGUUCUGAACCUUUCUAUUCUCUAGAUCAAAAUGUUGAUAAACUAUUUAUUUCUUCACAUUUUCUACACAGUUAUGUGCACACGGCGGUAGGCCUAGAAUGAUGUGAACGUUCCAAAAUGCAAUUUGUGGGAAAACACCAUUCUAAAAUGUGCACCGCACAUGCGAGCGGUUUAAUGUACAGAGAUGGAAAUAUCCGUUGCUAAUUUCUUUUUAUUUAUUUAUUUAUUUAACCGUUGCUAAUAUGACUAGGAUAAUGCAUUUGUCUGCUAGACAAUGAAAGUUGCUUUGAAAACCAAUAGAACAGGAGAGGGCAUAUGAGGAAAUCUUUAUAAAAUAAUUGCCGCCACGUUUCUAUGGUGGGAUUUUGCCUAAAGGCUACUUUGAAGCAAGGUAAGACAUGCCUCAUAAUAUGAAGUAAAACGUUCAGGUUUCAAACAAUUAAGGCACAGGAAAAAUAUAGCGAAGCCAAUGAUAGGCCUAACUGUCUUCUGGUAGAUGAAAAGGCUUUCCCAAAAACCUUCUCAAUUAAAUGUUAACUAGCUACAAAGUAUCUUAUGCCGACCUAGCAGAAUGGUAUUAUGAUUAUUUGCAUCAAUCCAGUGGCCAUUUGUUUUGCAAACUCAAUCUCAUGUGCACUACAGACACACAGCUAGGUGCCUGGAUAGUUGAAUUAAAGGGUAACUACACUCAAGAAUCUACAUUUCUUCGAUCUUUCCCAGACCUCAAAAGUGGUCUCCUGAUGUUGUUUAAGCAUUGUUGUGGACUUAGAACAUCCCAUUUUGUUGUUGUCCCCCAUGGUCUCCGUCCAUCCAUUUAUCCCUUAGUCACACGCUAUAUCUCAGACAGCACUGGCCCGAUUUUGAUGACUGGGCCCAAAAUCUGUCUUCUCCAUCAGGUGGCGUUUGUUCUUUGGCACAUGACAUGGAGUACAGGGAGUGGAUCAGCUAAAGAGACUGCAGGCUCAACAUUCAGGGCUGCCGGCUAAUCGGGCCAGUUAAUCAACCUUUCAUAUGGCCCGCUUGGGCCAGUACAUUUUCAAACUCCAAAACAAAACCAAAACAAAAUAUAUACAGUACCAGUCAAAAGUUUGGACACACCUACUCAUUCAAGGGUUUUUCUUUAUUUUUACAUUGUAGAAUAAUAGUGAAGACAUCAAAACUAUGAAAUAACACAUAUGGAAUCAUGUAGUAACCAAAAAGUGUUAAACAAAUCUAGGUAUAUUUUAUAUUUGAGAUUGUUCAAAUAGCCAUCCUUUGCCUUGAUGACCACUUUGCACACUCUUGGCAUUCUCUCAACCAGCUUCACCUGGAAUGCUUUUCCAACAGUCUUGAAGGAGUUCCCACAUAUGCUGAGCACUUGUUGGAUGCUUUUCCUUCACUCUGCCGUCCGACUCAUCCCAAACCAUCUCAAUUGGGUUGAGGUCGGGGGAUUGUGGAGGCCAGGUCAUCUGAUGCAGCACUCCAUCACUCUCCUUCUUGGUAAAAUAGCCCUUACACAGCCUGGAAGUGUGUUGGGUCAUUGUCCUGUUGAAAAACAAAUGAUAGUCCCACUAAGCGCAAACAAGAUGGGAUGGCGUAUCGCUGCAGAAUGCUGUGGUAGCCAUGCUGGUUAAGUGUGCCUUGAAUUCUAAAUAAAUCACAGACAGUGUCACCAGCAAAGCACCCCCACACCAUAACACCUCGUCCUCCAUGCUUUACGGUGGGAACUACACAUGCAGAGAUGAUCCGUUCACCCACACUGCGUCUCACAAAGACACGGCGGUUGAAACAAAAAAUCUCCAAUUUGGACAAAUUUCCACCGGUCUAAUGUCCAUUGCUCGUGUUUCUUAGCCCAAGCAGGUCUCUUCUUCUUAUUGGUGUCCUUUAGUAGUGGUUUCUUUGCAGCAAUUCGACCAUGAAGGCCUGAUUCACACAGUCUGAACAGUUGAUUUUGAGAUGUGUCUGUGACUUGAACUCUGUGAAGCCUUUGGGCUGCAAUUUCUGAGGCUGGUAACUCUAAUUAACUUAUCCUCUGCAGCAGAGGUAACUCUGGGUCUUCCAUUCCUGUGGCGGUCCUCAUGAGAGCCAGUUUCAUUAUAGCGCUUGAUGGUUUUUGCAACUGCACUUGAAGAAACGUUCAAAGUUCUUGAAAUGUUCCGUAUUGACUGACCUUCAUGUCUUAAAGUAAUGAUGGACUGUCAUUUAUCUUUACUUAUUUGAGCUGUUCUUGCCAUAAUAUGGCCUUGGUCUUUUACCAAAUAGGGCUAUCUUCUGUGUACCCCCCUACGUUGUCACAACACAACUGAUUGCCUCAAACGCAUUAAGGAAAGAAAUUCCACAAAUUAACCUUUAAGAAGGCACACCUGUUAAUUGAAAUGCAUUCCAGGUGACUACCUCAUGAAGCUGGCUGAGAGAAUGCCAAGAGUGUGCAAAGCUGUCAUCAAGGCAAAGGGUGGCUAUUUGAAGAAUCUCAAAUCUCAAAUAUAUUUUGAUUUGUUUAACACUUUUUUGGUUACUACAUGAUUCCAUAUGUGUUAUUUCAUAGUUUUGAUGUCUUCACUAUUAUUCUACAAUGUAAAAAAUAGUAAAAAAUAAAUAAAACCCUUGAAUGAGUAGGUGUGUCCAAACUUUUGACUGGUAGUGUAUAUAUAUAUUUGUAUUUAAUCCUUCAAAAUCUUCCCGAUGUCUGAUGCUUCACACUUGUUAUCAACCAGCAACCGGUUUGAAUGGCAAGAAUGUCAAAGCCUUCCCUCUCCGUCUCGAGUGACUCCGCCUCAGUAGGCUACAUCCUGGAUCCUCGCACCAGACCCGUCUCAGCGGAGGCGGGAACACCAUCAAUUCAGAGUUGAACAUCGCCACGCACAUUCAAAAGUCCCCCACCUGCUCCCCCACUUGCUUCUCAGUCGUUUUCCCUAUAAGACACAGCGAUGUCAUUAUUAGCAAAGAAAGGUUUACAUAGGCCUACACUAUGGAGCUGCUUGCUUGUCAAGACAUGAACAUUAUUUACUCAAAUCACUUGUUGGUUCAAUACAAAAUUAAUAUUGUAAUAAUUAUAUUCUGUAGUCUAGGCCUAUAUAAUUGUUUAAUACGAGUCUAUUGUCACACCCGUGCGUCAAAUGAACAUAAUAAAAAAAUCCCCAUCAAAAUCCGUCUCAAUCCAUCACCUCUGAGUUGGAAAGUGGCAGAGCUACAGCGCUGUUCGUCAGACCAGGAGACAUCCCGAAAAUCGGUCUUCUCACGAAAACGUCUGUAGCGUCAGAACGGUUUUGCUCUACAACCCCCGCAAGCCCCACGGGACUCGUCUGAAGGUAACCCAUACAAAUUAAUGGAAGUAUGGAGGUAUUUUUGUGGCAACAAAAAUAAGGGGUUAAAUGUGUCCAAAAAACAAAAGUAUUUCCAGAUAUUUUUUUUUUAUAUCUCCUAGAUAUUUACAUUUACAUUUUAGUCAUUUAGCAAGAUAUAGGACAGACACUUCAAAACCUUAUUCCUUAUGAUUUUUAAAAUGGUCUUUUUGUGUGCAAUUUAUGAAUGUUAUUUAAUACAUUUCUAUAGUAAAGUGGUCCUAAAAUUCUAACGCAAAUUAUCCAUGGUAUGACCAUCUUAAAACAAUUCCAUAUGUUAGCUCCAUAUGUUUUCUAUUAAAAGUGUGAGAGUAACCACGUUUCCAGCCACAGUUUUUAUGUGAGUAAAGUCAUAGCAUAUAUAUACAAAAAUCAGGACAGCUGUGAUGGAAACAGAAGUUUCAGUACAAUUUUAUAAAUGUCGACAGAUAAUUUGUUCAUUCGACAUGCUGUGAUCUUUUUGUGUCUGUAAAAUGUAUUAUGUGAGAAAUGGCGGUGGAAACGCCUUUAAGCUCAAAUAUUGAUAUAACCAUCAUAUCCAAGUGAAAGUGCACGGUGAUGAGCUUGACGCUCCUUUCCAAUAAAUAUCGAGGGUCUUAUUCUGAUGACAUGAUGAUCGAUGCUUGACUGCCGUUUGACAAAUACAAAUAUUCUCGCUCUUAUCCAUAAGAAUCUCAUCAUGUAGCCUAGACUAGCAUCUGUGAGCUGUUGGCUAGAACGCACGUGAGUAGGCAAGACCAGAGUAGGCACAUUUGCUAUUUAACGCAACAGUUUUUGUGACAAAACUAUCAGUAGAGUUGAAAAUGCAAUGGAAACACAUUGAACCUUAGAAUUUUAUUUGGCACAUGAAAAAGUACAUUUUGUGCGCACUAUGUCAUCACCUACUGCUUUUUAUCCGCAACAAGUCUGUCUGGUGGAAACCUGGUGGAAACACACUACUGGUGGGAAAAUGUGCAUAUUUUCUUUAUGCAGGUUUUAGAAUAUUGCAUGAACAUUUUUCGGCAAUUGGAUGGAAACCUAGCUUUUGAGAGCGAAAACCUGAAACCUGUGAAUUUCUGAGUCAGUUGGCAGUCUCAUUCAUCUAUUUCAAUAAUAAGCCUACUAUUAGCUUACUUGCACAAAACAGCUUGGGUUGGCCUGACUGUGAAAGUGUAUGUCACUGUUUGUCAUAUAAUUUUUCACACAGGGCGCCUUUCCUUCACCGGGCAGGCCGUUUGGGAAAUGUUUGUAAAAAUUAGAGUAUACCCACUUCUCCAGGCACCACUACACCACUGGACGUACCUGCUGCGUACCGACCUGGUUCUGACGAACCUGCCGUUUCUACUUGUAGAAUCACAAUGCUCGGCAGUGGCCGACAACUUGACUUUGAGCCAAUCAGAUAGCACAAACAUGUUGCGUUUAUAUUUUUGUUCAGUGUAAAACAAAGCUGCAUAAUACAUAUUUUGUUCUAGAGCAAGUCUUUACAUCUUUUACGUCUAUCUAAGGAGUUUUUUGCUUGAAAAAUGAUUUUGUUAGGUUUGAUAAUGUGCACUAGCUUCGUAGUUAGUGAGCUAACGUUAGCUUGCUAACUGAGCAAGGCAGUCACACACACUUCAUAUGAAAUGAAUGGGGUAGUAAGUGAAGCACAAUGCACACAACACUAAAUGCUUUACCAAGCUAGCUAUCUAGCCACUGCUAGUAACAUUAUAAUUAAAUCACAAUGGUUUAGUUUCCAUGAAGCAGCUGCCUGUAGCUGGCUGCCGAGAGUCAAUGCAGUGUCUUUACUUGACCUAGCUAGCACAAGAGCUAGCUAGCUAGCGAAACAUGUUAACCAUUUAACUAAAGUUAGCCAGCUAGCUAAAAAUGUAUCUAUGGGCUGUAUGCGAUUAUGGAGUGUGAAUUAAAUUGUUUCUUUGUCAUCUUGCUAGUUAGUUAUAUAGCUGUGGCCAUCUAUCUAGUAUCAGCAAGGGCUUUCUACAACAUUACCGCAGCUAGCUAACAUUGACUUGACCAUAAAGCAACACACAUGGACAUGCCUUCCCAAACAUUGCUACUGCCACCUUCUGGUGUGGAGUAUUUUAACAAGGCUGAGUGGCUGACGACUUCAAGGUCUUUGCUGUGUGAACACAAAAGAGAUUGACUGCCGACACUCUGUUCAGAGGUGUUAAGUACUGUCGGCAGGCAAACGUUUGACAAUCCUACCGGUGUGUCUGAGCUCUUACAUAGUCAAAACCUAUGGAGAACUCUCAAAGGAGACCUGGUGUGAACAUAUUUACAUGGUAGGGAAUUAGAACGUGCAUAAAACUCACAACUGCCCUUAAACCAGGUCAGCACACUUCCAUUAAUGUAUGUUAGUCACCACAUUUCUUCUCGUCAUCAUAUCUGCUGCCAUAUCAAACUUUACUCAACAGGGUCAUGUCCAGUAUGGAGAAACAUUUUUGAAACGGGGAGGUAAUACCUGAACUUGUCCAAUAAGAAACAAUAAUUGUUGUUCUGUAACAAUAUUUUGUGCCCCACUGAACAUGACCCAGGGCUUUGUUGUGAGCCACCAAGCACAUAAGCCCUUACCUGGAGCUCACUCAAAUGACAGAAGAGGAAGGAGCAGAAGUCAGAAUAGAAGUGCCCCAGGGUGUGACUCAAAUCAUGUUCCACUGUUUACUAGUGUUACAGGGAAUGGGGAGUAUGUAGAUUGACUAGAGGCCCAGGGUGUAAGGAGAAGGGAGGGGAACCAUUAUACAGUACCUACUCGAUCAGUAUAGGGCACAACUUUGAAGAUAGAAAUGUAAUGAAGAGAUGACGUGAUCCCUUAUUCUACUUGUUACAGGGGAAUGUUUGUUCUACAUAUUCUAUUUCUAUCUACGUUAAGAAACACGGCCCUGCAUGGCUUCCAGUUACUCACAUUGUUUGUCCACAGCAGUGCUAUAUUGACUAAUCUUUGACUACUUUAUCAAUAUUUUUCUAUUUUUUGCAAGAACGUUCAUCUACUCCUUGCUGACCAAAGGCCGCCCUUCCCCUCUCUACAUUGUCUUCUCUGCGGUAGUCUUCUGCACCGUCAACGGUUUUCUCCAAGGCCACUACAUGCUCCACUGUGCCACGUACGAUGAUGCGUGGCAGACCGACAUUCGUCUGGGCACCGGUAAGUGAGAUCUUAGAUCCAAGCGGAAAUGGUUUAGCAGUCUUUUCCCAGCACUUAUUCUGAAUAUUACAGUGCCUGGAUGAUGUUCACAGACAUUUGACAGUCAUUUGGUAUCCUAUGUUGAAGCCCUAAAUAAAUGCUAUAGAUUUAUUUCCAAAGUAAUUAAUUUCACCCUUUAAAGGGUAACAUUUGAUAACUGCUAGAGCUACUGUAGAUUAAGUCUGAGAUCAAAAACAGUUCUCCCAAAAAAUUGUUAGGAAAACACACAAGGGGAAAACCAGCCGUUGCAGUCUGGGGACUCUAAUCUGGCCAGAGAACUUUGUGGCUUUCAGCCUGGAACUGUGACAAAACAAGUUGGCAUUCGCUUCCUCCUUGUCAACGUUCUGUGUUUAUUGGUCAGUUAAUGAGGCUAGAUUCUUCAAAACAUGCAUUUUUUGGUCCCAGCAGGAUAUGGGAUGAUAAUUUUGACAGUAUUCAUAUUUUGACAGUAUUCAUCCACAAGAAUAGAAAUAAUGAUUUGUUGACAAAGUCUGAGUUUGGGGUCGCAUUGCACAAGCUUCUGCCAGCAUGAAAGCUUUUAACAGCUUGUUUUUAUAGAACUAGAAUGUGGUUUGCGUUAAGUGCCUGUAUUUUUUUUUCAGGUUUGCUGAUGUUUUUCCUGGGAAUGGCCAUCAACAUUCACAGCGACCACAUUCUUCUAAAUUUGAGAAAACCCGGAGAGGUUGUUUAUAAGAUUCCCAAAGGUACCAGAUGGAAUUCUGUAUAACAGAUGUCAGGCAGUGUUUCGGCAACUGUUCUAGUCUUGUGAAACAAUAGCAAAAACGUGACUCUUUUGCCAAAUAACCAUGUUCUGUACUCUUUACUUAGUCACUGUCUGCACAGCCAUGUGAUGAUAAACAGAAGAAGCAGAGCAUAUUCAGAACAUUCUGGUGUCAAUGUGACCUUUUGCAUUGAUCUCUACUUCCUUUUGCUUUGUAAGCACUAUGCCUGUGUUGAUCAAAAGAUGUUUAAAGGCCCAGUGCAGUCAAAAAUCCGUUUUUCCUGUGUUUUAUAUCAUACUGUACAACAGCUGAUGAAACUAACACUGUAAAAGUGUGAAGAAAUAAUAAUUUCCUGAUAAUUGCUGGUUGAAAAUACAAUCUACAUAGGACCUUCUAUUCAGCAAGUUUGCAUGGGCAGGAGUUUUGGCUUUCCAUGGUGAUAUGCCCAUGUAAAAAAAUGGGUUAAUAGACCAAUAACAGAGUUCCAAACCUCUCUGCCAAUAACAGCUAGUUUUCAGUUUCCCCCUCCCCACUCAGACCACUCACAGAUAGUCCUAGCAAAAUUAUUGCUUGAGAAAUAAUUGUUGUUGUUGUUGUUCCUAAAAAGCUAUGUUUGCCCCAUUUUAAUAGCUAUCUAUUACAGUAAGGUACUUAAUUGUUACCCAGAAAUGAUUUGAUAUUGAUUAUAAAAACAGCUGCAUUGGGCUUUUAAGUGCCCUAUGUAAUCACCAGGGUCAUAUAAGAUUGUGAGCAAUGUAAACAAGGCAUUCAAAGUUUGGCCAAGAAACUUCAGACACAGGAAGAAAACAUUCCAGCUUUCUGGGCCAUUACCUCACGGAAAGGUUCAAAAGGAACAUCUUGCAACUAUUAUCAGAACCAUGCGGCAAAAGCUAGAGAAAGAUGAAACAGCGAUGAAGGCCACAGCAGAUUUGUUUUCACCCACCUUUGGGUGAAUUAACUAUCCAAGUAGUAUAUUCAAACAUGGAGCCCUUGACAUGGGGUGCUGGGUCCAAAAAAGGUAGUAGACAUGAAGUAAGGUCUGAAAGGUCAGGGAUUGAAAUGUUGCGAACUACUCUCAAGGUAUGAGUGUAAAGACCCUACUUCAUUACUACUGAAUUAACUGUCUGACACUUUUUAUUCCAGGGGGAAUGUUUGAGUAUGUCUCCGGAGCAAACUUCUUUGGAGAGAUUCUGGAGUGGUGCGGGUACGCCCUAGCAACGUGGUCCCUGCCGACGUUCUCCUUUGCCCUUUUCACUAUGUGCUCGAUUGGACCGCGGGCCUACCACCACCACAGGUACUGACAGGUCCAACUUCUAGAGCCUUCUGUAAUCUCGUCAUGCUCAUUCUCCCACUGAUACAUGUUCACUGGUAUUGAUACAAUGUAUAGGUCUUUCAGCGAAGCAAUAAGCAUGGACUGUGUUGAUAUUUUACAAUGGAAAAGCAUGGUGGUAGGAUUCCUUCAAUCUGACAUUCUCUUCUCUUUCAGGUACUACCAAGAGAAGUUUAAAGACUACCCUCGGUCGAGGAAAGCUGUGAUACCUUUCAUAUUAUAAGAAGAACAACAAACCAGAGAAGCCGGAACAAAUGGACUGACCUAGCUAAAAUCAUUAGUCAUAGCCAUGAUAUUGGCGUUUACUGAACUCUUAAAUGAAAUGCUUGUCCUAUAUUGCUCUUUUCUGUGGAGCCCAUUUUACCAGGCUUUAGCUUUCAUUAAGUAGACAUAUUGAACCUAUCAUCUCAUUGUAGUCAGAGCUAGAUGAUAUUCCACACUUGCAGCAACAGAUCUGUAAUGCCAUUCUUCCAUAGGCUUGGAGGAAUGAAUUAUGUACCAGCAUUCAGCAUGGUCAAAGCUCAAUGAAGGAUAAAGAAUUCAUGGGGAAGAGAAAGGGGGGCGGUGGGGGUGUCUUGAAAGAAUAAAGGAAAAACAUGUUUUAUAUCGAAAGGGAUGACUGACUGCCUUUUCCUCUUUGUGCAAAAACGGAUCUCUUGGACAGAUUAACUACUUCACUUUUGGAAAGGCUCAUUAAAGCUCUGCUUAUUUACCUUGGGUCUGAAAAAA
This is a messenger RNA of Coregonus sp. 'balchen', 11836 nucleotides long. The record is from the annotation of a GenBank genome assembly. Lineage: Eukaryota; Metazoa; Chordata; Actinopteri; Salmoniformes; Salmonidae.